Cavenderia fasciculata is the source of this 657-nucleotide messenger RNA. RefSeq lists its product as uncharacterized. The record is from RefSeq and is a predicted model, not a curated record. NCBI's taxonomy places the organism in Eukaryota, Evosea, Eumycetozoa, Acytosteliales, Cavenderiaceae. The coding region runs from base 1 to 657 and encodes 218 amino acids. The transcript is spliced from 4 exons.
AUGGACAGAGCUCAAUUAAGAAAAAAAUUUGUAGAACGAACCACUCUCUUAAAUUUCAGUCUAUUGAUGUUCAAUUCCUUUGAUUUUUUUUUAGACUGUACUGUAAUUAAAACUCUCAGUAAUGUAGACAACCUCAAAACUAUUACUGUAGAUAGAGGUGAUUACAUCCAAGUCAGACUCAAUCAAAUCCAAGGAGAGGUUAAAUACGCUCCACUAUCAUCCGAUGGAUUAAGAGUAAUUUCACGUCUCUCAAACGAUUAUUUAGAAGAAGCAACAUUCCGCCCCGUAAUUAUUGGUAGAAUCAUUCGAUACGUCCCUCAAGUGGCCGACAACAAUGCAAGUGACAUUAUUCAAAAUUGGUUUAAUCAUCUACCCAUCCAUACCGACGAGGAUGAGACUGUCUUUGUCAUUGAUAACCUCGAUGCCAUCGUCCGUCUCUAUACCAACCGAACCCUGGGUAAUGAUUAUCAACAUGUUGCUAAGGUACACAAUAUCAUCAAUCAAUUUAUCAAUACCUGUCCACAAGUACGACCACAAGAAAAAGAACAGCUCUAUCAAACAUGGUUAUUUAUCAAAGAUUCAUUCAAAGAGAAUUGGGAUAAUAUUCCAAAAGAUACAAGUGUUGAAUUAUUAAAUUUAAUCAUUAUUCAAAGAUAA